AUGAUCUCGGACCUGCAAGAAAUGAUAGUCACAUGGACGCCACGCCAGGCGGGAUAUGUAGAAACCAUGUCACAUCAAAUCCUCUUGGGGCUCGAUUUCCUCCAUAGAUCUGAUAUUGCCCAUUGCGACCUACAACCAGGAAACAUGCUGGUAGCAGUUACUGACUCGAUAAAUGACACCGAAGCUUUUCUGGAGCCACCACAAUUCAGCCCAGUCAGAUGGCUUGAAGGAGUGACGAAGGAUGGCAGUGCCCCAGAAUACUUGAUGCCUUCACAGAGACGAUACAACCAACUGAAGGAAGUCCAGCACUUCAGCCUUGUGGUCAAAAUUGGGGAUUUGGGUGGCGCUCAAUUCCGUACACAGUGCAACGAGCGGCCUGUAACACCACUGUCACUACGCGCGCCUGAAACCAUAAAUGGGAGUCCUUGGGACUGGACCAUUGAUAUCUGGGCAUUGGGGUGCUUGAUAUUUGAAAUAGCAACCAACGAGCCACUCUUUCCACUUUGUACCUUUGGUAUACGACGAGAGGAGGUCAAUAAAGAACAUCUGGAACUUAUUGAAGAGAGACUGAGUGAUUCUACUGGACAAGCUGGAUUUGCUGCAUAUCUCGCCGAGCGGCUGCCGGAUAAUUUCGGGGCUGAGAAUGUACAGCACAUGGCUAAGUUUCUCUUACUGAUGCUGCGGGUAAAUCGUGAAGAACGGUGGUGCACGAAAGACUUGCUGCAAGAUGCAUUUGCUGUGAAUGAGCACUAA
This is a messenger RNA of Aspergillus luchuensis, 753 nucleotides long. RefSeq lists its product as uncharacterized. NCBI's taxonomy places the organism in Eukaryota, Fungi, Ascomycota, Eurotiomycetes, Eurotiales, Aspergillaceae. The transcript is spliced from 4 exons. Gene Ontology annotation, molecular function: ATP binding; protein kinase activity. The coding region runs from base 1 to 753 and encodes 250 amino acids. Gene Ontology annotation, biological process: protein phosphorylation. The record is from RefSeq and is a predicted model, not a curated record.